GCAGCUAACCAAUUGUUGCGCAUGACUGUGGAAGGCCGCCUGAUUAUGGCAUUCAAGCCCCCAAAGUUCUACCACCGAGACCCACGAUCUCCUGCACCAGCUUCAGACACACAAGUACCGGUCCAAAUACAACAGCACAAGGACAGGACAGAUACGAGCACAGACACAAGAACGUCUACCAACGCAGAAACAAGCUCGGACGAUAUACGGGCAGAUGCAUCUGUUGGAGACAAGGUUAUCGAGAGCCCUAACGUUCAGGAGUGCAUUCAAGAGAAGCAACAGGGUGACACGCAACAACAGACAGACUCAGAGGAAGCGGAUGAUACGACGGAAGAGUCCGAUAGCAACGACAAUGCCCCACCAACAAGGUCGAGGAAUGCGUUCAGCUUGCUCAUGGACGAAUAAAGUACUACGCGUAUACGUUUUCAGCGUUAUAAAUGAAC
Messenger RNA from Sphaeroforma arctica JP610, 443 nucleotides. RefSeq lists its product as hypothetical. The record is from RefSeq and is a predicted model, not a curated record. NCBI's taxonomy places the organism in Eukaryota, Ichthyosporea, Ichthyophonida. The transcript has a single exon. The coding region runs from base 22 to 405 and encodes 127 amino acids.